Molecule: messenger RNA, 2574 nt
Organism: Brienomyrus brachyistius
Lineage: Eukaryota; Metazoa; Chordata; Actinopteri; Osteoglossiformes; Mormyridae
Product: reticulon-4 receptor-like
Exons: 2
Coding region: 335-1885 (516 amino acids)
Cellular component (GO): plasma membrane
Molecular function (GO): protein binding
Source: RefSeq, a predicted model, not a curated record
UCCGCGAUCCAGUACAAAAAACGCAGCAUUACAGUCAAUACCCUCUCACAUGUGCGGACUCAGUGUACCUCUGGAUAUAUCUGCGUUAGACUUUCAGACUGGGGACUGCUGGAUCCAUGCUUCAGUAUUCGUGGAUUGCCUUUCUUUCUCGUUGGAUUGCCGCGACGCUUGUCCGCGUUUGGGGACGGUUCCUGUUUUCUGAACAGGAUCUCCUAUCUGGAUGUUAAUCGCAGUUUUGUACUCCUCACACUUCUCAGAUGACCGUGCGUAGGAUUCGGAGGAGACUCCGAUCUCCCAUCCGCCUGCAUAUGAAAACCUUCUGGCUAAAGUUUUCAUGAAGCGAUUGUCAGAGGUAACCGCAACCUGGAUUUGUUAUUUACAGUUAAAAUUGCGCCUUUGCCAGUCAACGCCAACAGGGUGUCCAUCUGCUGGGAUUUGCUUCAGUAAAAUGAAGACGGCUGUUGUGGAAGGGGGCGGGCUUCUCCUCCUGGCCUUGUGGCUUCAGUCGGCGUCCGCGGUGCCGGGCUGCCCGGCCAUGUGCGUGUGCUACGACGAGCCUCGACCCACCCUGGCCUGCCAGCAGCAGGGACUUUCCUCCAUACCCACUGAAAUCCCCGAGCGGAGCCAGAGGAUAUUCCUCCAGAGUAACCGGCUAACGGUAGUGCGCUCCACUAGCUUCAGCUGCUGCCGGAACCUGACGGUGCUGUGGCUAUACUCCAAUGACAUCAGCCACAUCGAAGCGGGCGCCUUCUACGGCCUGGGCAAGCUGGAGGAGCUGGACAUCGGCGACAACGGCAACAUGAGGAUCAUCAGCUCCACGGCCUUCCGGGGACUCACGCGGUUACACACCCUGCACCUUCACAGGUGUGGGCUCUCUGAGCUUCCAGUCGGAGUUUUCCGUGGGCUACAUUCCCUGCAGUACCUGUAUCUCCAGGAUAACAACUUGCUUACCCUACACGACAACACGUUCAUGGACCUCGCCAACCUAUCCUACCUUUUCCUCCAUAACAACAAAAUCAAGACUGUGUCCGACCACAUGUUGCGUGGCUUGGUCAACCUGGACCGCUUGCUGCUCCACCAGAACCGUGUCACUUUCAUCCAACAAAGAGCUUUCCAUGACUUGGGCAAGCUGACCACCUUAUAUUUGUUUUACAACAAUCUGACUGUGCUCACAGGGGAGACCAUGGAACCUAUGGCAUCGCUGCAGUACUUGCGUCUUAACGGGAACCAAUGGAUAUGCGACUGCAGGGCUCGGACGCUCUGGGAAUGGUUCAAGCGAUUCAAAGGGUCCAGCUCAGCACUGGAGUGUCACGUUCCUGCUAGUUUGGCAGGGAAGGAUUUGAAAAGACUGAAGAGCAGUGAUUUAGAGGGGUGUGUCGAUAGCACUCUUCAUACAUGGACUGGGAUCUUUGGUGCCAAGGCUUGGCCAGGAAAGUAUCCAACUACUGAGGCUCCUCUCUGGGGAGGAACUCCCCGGUGCUGCCUGCCGGACAGUGACAAAUCGUCUAUCAUUUCCAGCAAAGGCCUGCCGGAUCCUUCCUUGUACAACAGCCGGCAGAUCACCAACAGCUCCCCUAAAGAGAAGGAGAAUAUUGCUAAGACUAAGUUCUUAGAGGUGGACCAAUCGGAGAAUGGCACCCGGAACAAGCAGAACCUGAACGACGGUCCAGGCAACUCCAACAUGAACCAGGCCCCGGGAAAAGUGAAACCAGACGUCUCUGAUGACCUGGAAUCUUCCACGGAUCCCUCCAGUAAGAAGAAAUGCUCAAAGAACCUCAGCUCAGACACGCAAUGCCCCAAAGGCAAAGCAGCCCUGCUUCGAACACUGGAUAUCCUUAUUUUACCUGUGCUCUGGUCCUCCUUAUUCACAUGUUGGACUUGGUGAGGGAUGGGAGGCAACCUGGACAACGAUGCUUCCCAAAAACAUUGGGAAGCCAAACAUGCCGUGACUUCCAAAGACUUCCGUAGGGAAAGGGGAAGGGCAGACUGUAGAUCUUAAAAGAAAAAUUAAUAAAAGACCUGAAAGGAAAAGAAUGGAUGCCUUUAUAAAGUAUACAGCACCUAUUGUAAAUAAAAAACAGUGCCCAAAUCAUUUGUUCAAGGAUCUCCCAACCAACUGAGGUGCACCACAAGUGCUGCUCAGCUCCCCUCGAAGCAUCAACGCUUUUGCUGCAAAGAUAGCGACUAGCCAGUCACCGAAAAUAUCGUCACUUUAGGGCAGAAUGCACACAUGCUGUCAGACUAAGAAUGUUCUAGGUGUUUUCUUUUCACAACAAACCCAAAGACAUGUUGGAUUUUCUUUCCCCAUUCGUUUUUAUUUUUCCAGAAGAAUUGAUGCAUUUUUGUUCGAUGCUAAUAUUUUUAUUAUUUUUUAAUAUUCACAAGUGUUCAGCUACAGAUAUUCUUCUCUAUUUCAGUUUUGUCCUGCCGUCAUUCCGUGGCCGCGGAGAGCAUUCGCUUACGGGUGCUGUCUGUCUGUUCACUGAGGUUGUUGUAUAUUAUAGAUAUGCAUUAUUUUACUUGUGACCAACCAUAAAUAUAAAUAAAGUAUUCUUUUUUCCUAAAUCAGUAUAA